AUUGACUUGCUGCUGACAACUCAAGCAAACUGAAAUAUUGACAGACACAACUGACAGAUUUUGUGUUUCGGUCUCCACUCCAAUUUGAGUAUUUUUGAUCAAAUAAUAUUUUACAAAAUGCAACCACUCACAAUGAAUAAAGGUGAAGUGCAAAUAGAUCUUAAUCAAGUCAGAAUAGAUAUUCGUUUGGGAAUAAAAGAGUGCAACGAUCGUGGUCUCAUUCAGACUGCAAAGUGGCUGGCUGAGCUGAACUAUGCACUCAGAGAUCACAAAAUCACAACACCAGAAGAACAACCUAAAAUACUCGAUGAUGGUAUUGCUAUUGAAGAUCGAGAAUCAUAUACUUUAGCCAAGACAUACUUUGACUGCCAGGAAUACGAUCGAGCCGCACAUUUUUUAGAAAACUGCACGAGUCCCAAAUGUAUUUUUCUGCAAAGGUAUUCGCAAUACAUGUCUAGUGAGAAAAAAAGAUUAGACAAUGCUACUGACGCUGGGAAUGAAAACACAGAAUCGACACAAGUUCUAUUGGACUUACUGUCGUUUUUUAAGGCAAACCGCAACAAUUUGGAUGGAUAUCUCCUGUAUUUAGAAGGUGUGGUGCUGAAAAAAUUAGAUUUGCGAAGCCAAGCAGUGACAGUGCUUCAAGCUGCUAUAGCUGCAGCUCCAACCCUUUGGGCAGCAUGGGUGGAACUCGCAGGCCUUGCAAAUGAAUAUGAAGCAUUAGAUUCUCUUCAGCUGCCAGAGCAUUGGAUGAUGUACUUUUUUGCUGCCCAUGCAUUUGUGGAAUUGAAGCUAUCUGAACAAGCAUUAGAUGCCUAUAUGGGCUUAGCAUCUGUGGGCUUUCACAAAAGUACCUAUGUUACAGCCCAGAUGGCUAUUGCACAUCAUGAUAGGAGAGAUGUUGACUCUUCUCUUGAUUUAUUUCGAGAACUAUACCAGAGUGAUCCUUAUCGACUAGAUAAUUGGGAUGUCUAUUCUCACUUGCUCUACUUAAAAGAAAAAAGAAUGGAGCUUGCUAACUUAGCUCAAAGAGCUGUAUCUAUUGACAAGUAUAGAGUAGAAACAUGCUGUGUAAUAGGUAAUUACUACAGUUUAAGAAGUGAACAUCAGAAAGCAGUGAUGUAUUUCCAGAGGGCUCUCUCUUUAGAUCCUCAGUACCUUUCAGCUUGGAUUCUUAUGGGUCAUGAAUUCAUUGAGUUGCAGAAUUCAAAUGCUGCUAUUCAAUGCUAUAGACAAGCUAUAGAUGUUAAUAGAAAUGAUUACAGAGCAUGGAAUGGACUUGGGCAAGCUUAUGAAAUAUUGGGGUUGAAUGGUUACUGUAUAUAUUACUAUUCAAGGGCAGCCCAACUUAAACCUGAUGAUUCCAGAAUGUUGGUUUCACUAGGGGAGGCUUAUGAGAAGAUGGAUAAAAUACCAAACGCACUGAAAUGUUAUUAUAAAGCACACAGCACAGGUGAUAUUGAAGGAAUGGCGCUCUUCAAAUUGGCCAAGUUGUACGAGAAGUCGAAUAUGCCAAAUAGCGCAGCAGCGGCUUACACCGCAGCGUGCCAAGAUGCCGGCAACGCUACAAGUAAAGAGCUGCCGGCCGCGCUGCGCUACCUCGCCCAGUACUACCUUCGCUUCUCGCUGCUGGACCACGCCGCCCACUACGCGUACAAGUGCUUGGAACACGAGAGCACCAAAGAAGCGGGGAAGAAUAUCUUAAAGACGAUAUCUGAAAAGAGACUAGCAGCGUCGUCAUCACAACCAACCAGCCUACCUGAAGAUUUACCAGAAGCUAUUAAGAAUGUUUCCGCGAUAUCGAUAUCGCACGAAGCACCCAAGACCCCUUUACCCAGUCCAAACGUCACACCAGAUAAUUUCUCCACGCCGGUAUUUACAAGGAAAAACAGUAAAUACAAAAUGUGACACAUCGUGUCUAGAAAGUGUAAAAUGUAAAUAAGAGACUGAUAUUGUUAAUAAUUAAUAAAUUAAUGAUAGCUUGAUAAUAAGUUUUAAUUAGGUACAUAAUUACUAAAUAAAAUAUACAAAUCUCAGACUGGAAAUUACUUAUUAUUCCGUUAUUCAAAGCGUGAAAUUGAAGAUACCUAUAAACACCAAAGGUGACCAAAACACUGACCGUCAUGCUACCCGGG
Messenger RNA from Chilo suppressalis (striped riceborer), 2135 nucleotides. Lineage: Eukaryota; Metazoa; Arthropoda; Insecta; Lepidoptera; Crambidae. The record is from the annotation of a GenBank genome assembly.